Molecule: messenger RNA, 284 nt
Organism: Drosophila guanche
Lineage: Eukaryota; Metazoa; Arthropoda; Insecta; Diptera; Drosophilidae
Exons: 2
Coding region: 37-255 (72 amino acids)
Source: RefSeq, a predicted model, not a curated record
UCUCGCUGCCAAGUAACACAAACACCAACCAGCAAAAUGAUGAAAUUCUUCGCCCUCGUCCUGUGCGCUCUGUUCGCUGCUGCCGCUGCCAAUCCCGGGCUCCUGGCCUACUCCUCCCCCCUGGCCUACACCGCCGCAUACGCCCCCUACGUGGCUCCCUAUGCCAGCAGCGUGAGCGCCCACGCCGUGGCCCACAGCGCCGCCUUCCCCGCAGUCUAUGCCGCAGCACCAGUGGCCGCUGUCCUCAAGAAGUAGGAUGCCACACGCGUGCCACAGCUGCAACA